AUGGCUCCGACCAAACCCCCGCGGAAGAAGAUCGUGACCGACCCCAAGACUCCGACCAAGAAAAAUGGCAACCCUGCUGCGCGUCCCUCACCAGCCAAGGGCCAGCGCCAGCACCCCGCCGACCCUGCAACUCCCGGCCCGCAAGCUGCGCCCGUCAAUUACGCCCAGGCCCAGGCGGACGAGAUCGAAGCCUUGAAGGCCAUUUAUAUGGAGGACUUUGAAGAAGUCGAAACCAAGGGAGCCUGGAGCCAGAACACUGACCGCGCUUUCAAGCUAUCGCUCAAGGCUUCCAGUAACUCAGACAUCAACGCCCUCCUGUCUGUCCGAUUCACAGCUACUUAUCCCAAGACCAUCCCCAUUCUAAAGCUCGAGAGCACCCAUGGUUUGCGCACUAAAUCCCAGAAAGAUCUGGAGAACCUGGUGAAGACGAAGCCCGGCGAGCAUCUCGGCGAAGUCAUGAUCUUCGACAUCGGCACCGCCGUUCAAGAAUUGCUCGAGGACGCUGUGGCCGCCCGCCAGGAAGAUCAGGCCGUGCCGAGCCUGGAGGAGGAGCGUCAAGUCCACGAGGCCGCUGCUGAGGAGCUGGCCAAGAAGCAAGAGGAGGAGAGGCUGAAGAAACUAGAGGAAGAAGAAGAAGAGCAGCAACGCAUCUUCCAGCACAUGGUUGAUCAAGAACUAAGCAGGCGCAAAGAGCAGAAGAGGCAAAUCAGGAUCCUAUCAGCUGCUCCCGAAGAGACGAGCAUUAUAUAUGGUACGUGUCGCCGAGUUAUUUCACCUGCUACGUCGAUGUUGAUUUUCCCAGAAAUCGAAACGGGCCCAAUGAGACCGCUGCGCAGCGGCCCCGUCUCCCAAGUCUAUGCCCUCGUCCACAAGUCGAUGCCACUUGCCUUCAAGAAGGCUCAGGUCAAGGCUGAGGGCCAUCCCGCCCGCGUCAAGAAGCUCGUCGAAGAGUUUGACCAGGCCAUGGAAGAUCUGAGAAAGGUGUCGCACGAGAACGUCAUCACCAUUCUCGAAUUCAAAAUUGAUAGAGCCCCAGAGGGUGCAGAGUGGAACAUCAGCAUUCUUUCAGACUUCGCCGAUAGAGGGUCUCUUGUCGACCUGUUCCAAGUAGUUGACACUUUCCCUGCGGACAAGGUCCGCUCUUGGACAAUCGAUCUCCUUCAGGCUCUCGACUACCUGCAUCGCAGUGGUGUGAUUCACAAGAGACUCCAUCCUGGAAAUGUUCUCUUUUGUGAGCCUGCUGAAGGUGGCCCUCUGUAUGUAAAGUUGGCAGAUGGCGGCUUUCAGCAAUGCCUUCAUAAUGCCAUCGACGCCGCUCGAGGAGCAGAGAAGGCCGAGUCGGCAAGGUCUGCCUAUUGGACAGCCCCCGAGCUUCAAGAAGGCAACGCUAGACCCUCAAGGAAGACGGAUAUCUGGGACUUGGGCAUUGUCUUCUUACAAAUGCUGUUCGGCCUUGAUGCACCCCAGAAGUACAGCUCCCCACAAGCGCUCAUGGCCGAUAAGGAUGUCUCACCACCCCUUGAGGAGAUGAUCCGCAAGUUCUUCAGGCCAGAUCCGAAGAAGCGCCCCUCAGCCUUUGACCUCAUGCCAUCGGAAUUCCUUCGCACCAACGCGCCCGUGCUUUCACUGCCUUCUCCUCCCUCACGCCUUGGCUUGCAUUCCACCAGCAGCUCGAUACCGAUACCCGGCCGCCGCAUCCAUCGAGAGUCUUCAAGCUAUGAAGGUAGCUAUAACAACGGUACAUUCUCCCGCUAUGCAAGCGAAUGGACAGAGCUCGGUCGCCUCGGAAGAGGAGGGUACGGGGAGGUCGUCAAGGCACGCAACAAACUCGAUGGGGGUGUGUACGCCAUCAAGAAGAUCAAGCAAAAUACCGCUUCGGCUCUUUCCGAUGUCCUGUCAGAAGUAAUGCUGCUCUCCAAGAUGAACCAUCCUUAUGUCGUGCGUUAUUAUUCGGCAUGGCCGGAGAAUGAAUUAGGCAGUGCCUUCGACACUGAAACCGAAACGGAGACGGAGACGGAAUCGGCUGUGGCUACAGAAGACACAGUAUCGAAUAGCGGCCCUGAUAUCGAGUUUACACGCAGCAAUACCGGUGGUCUUGACUUCAUAAGCUCCGGGGUAAACAUCCAAUUCGAGGAUGAUUCUGAUGAUGAGAGCGACACAGAAGACGAGUUCUCGGGUUCCGAUAGCGAAAGCGGUACCGGUACUGCCGAGAUGAAGUCACCGCUCAAGCUAAAGCGAACAACAUCAGCUUCGAAAUCACGCGGAAUCCGAACCACUCUCUACAUCCAAAUGGAGUUCUGCGAACGCCAAACACUGCGUGACUUGAUCCGCCAUGGCCUUUACGACGACGCCAACAAAGGAUGGCGGCUCCUUCGCCAGAUUCUUGAAGGCCUGGCUCAUAUCCACAGCCAUGGCGUUAUUCACAGGGACCUGAAGCCUGACAACAUCUUCAUCGAUACUGCCAACAACCCUCGCAUUGGCGACUUCGGCCUCGCGACAACAGGUCAAUAUCAAAUUGCUGACCGGGCCACCGGCGUUGGAAGCACGGCUGCCAGUACUCAAGGGGACCAGACGCACAGUGUAGGCACCACCUUUUACAUCGCCCCAGAGCUGAAGUCCGGUGUCAGCGGCACCUAUGACAGCAAGGUCGACAUGUUUUCAUUGGGUGUUAUCUUCUUUGAGAUGUGCUAUCCGCUGAAGACGGCAAUGGAAAGAAGCGAAGAGAUCACGAAGCUCCGUCAGAAGGACCACGCUCUACCCAGUUGCUUCCAGUCAUCGGCAAAGGCCCUGCAAGGUGAAAUCAUCCUGUCAUUGAUCAACCACCGGCCGAGUGAGCGACCCAGCAGCAACAAAUUAUUGCAUGAAGGAAAGAUUCCCCACGAGAUUGGCGAUGAGACGGUCCGGUUGGCUCUUGCGGGCCUAUCCGAUCCCAACUCUCCACACUACAAGAAGAUGUUGACUGCUCUGUUUGCUCAAGGAGCCAACAAACAGGUACAAGUCAAGGACUACACCUGGGAUCUUAACGCAGCGAAGGGUACAGUUGAGCAGAAAGCGAGCACUUUGGUGAUCCAGGAGCUAGUGGAAGAUAAGCUGAGCUCCAUUUUCCGAAGGCACGGCGCUGUCAAGACGAGAAGACAGCUGCUGUUCCCUACAUCAGACCACUACGAGGAGCAGAACGUCGUGAAGCUUUUCGACUCCUCUGGCACUCUUGUGCAGCUACCCUAUGAUCUCACGCUACCGUACGCCCGUUCGAUUGCCAGGCAAGCUCCCCCUGUGGAAAAGACAUACACUAUCGGACACGUCUACCGCGAUGCGUUCGAGGGAGGCGCGCCUCGUAGCAACGGAGAGGCCGACUUUGAUAUCAUCUCGUACAAUAGUCUCGAUCUUGCCCUCAAGGAAGCAGAGGUUGUCAAGGUCAUGGAUGAGGUGAUCAGCGAGUUUCCGUCUUUGUCGACUGCUCCGAUCGUGUUCCAGAUCAACCACGCGGACCUUUUGGAGUUGAUCAUGGAAUCUUGUCGUAUAGCUACACCGCUGCGCCGCUCCGUCAAACAAAUCCUCAACAGGCUUAACAUCCAAGACUGGACUUGGCAGAAGAUUCGGAACGACCUGCGAUCUCCCACAGUUGGCGUGUCAUCUACCUCGCUUGACGACUUGGCCAAGUUCGAUUUCAGUGACUCUCCAGAGAAAGCCUUUAGCAGAAUUCAGUCUCUGCUUGCAGGCACUGAAUUCUUGGAUAAGACUCAUGCAAUCUUCGCUCACCUACGCACCGUCCUGGGCUACCUCAAGAAAUUCAACGUCGGCCGCCAGAUCAAGGUCAAUCCUCUCGGCACGUUCAACGAAAAAUUCUAUACUGGCGGCUUCAUGUUCCAAUGCCUGUACGACACCAAGAGGCGCGAUGUCAUCGCUGCUGGAGGCCGGUAUGAUGCCCUAAUCGAGGAGCAUCGCUCCAAGGCGCAGGUCAAAUCCAGUACCUGUCAUGCUGUGGGACUGAAUCUCGGCUGGGACAGGCUGGUAGCAUCCAUGGCCCGUCUUCAGAAGAAAGCCGGCAAGAACAACUUCCUCAAGAAGUCCAACGAGAAUGAGUCCGGACCCGGCCAAUGGGCACCGCGCCGCUGCGACGUCCUCAUCGCGUGCUUCGACUCGGCCGCCCUCCGCUCCACGGGCGUGAAAAUGCUCGGCGAUCUGUGGGCUCACGACGUCAGCGCCGAGCUCUCCAUCGACGCGCGCUCGCCCGAGGAACUCGUCUCGCACUACGCCGACGACAAGCACUCGUGGAUCGUCAUCAUCAAGGCCGACGCCCUCAGCACCGGCAAGCCCGACCUCAAGGUCAAGUCGCUCGUGCGCAAGGAAGACACGGACAUCCGCAGCUCCGAGCUGCUCUCGUACCUCCGCCAGGAGAUGCGCGAGCGCGACCACCGCGAAGGCCGCCCCGCCGUCCCCCGCCUCGGCUCCAACCGCCUCUUCGGCGCCGGCGCCAGCCUCGUCGGCCACGACGGCCACAACUACACCCACGGCGGCUCCGCCGAUUCCAGCAACAACGCCGGCGGCUCUGGCGGCGGCGGCAGCGGCGCCGGCGCCGGCAGCAGCGGACCCGGCUCGUCAUCCACCAACACCAACAACGUGCAGGUGCUCAUGGCGCAGCACCGCUCCAAGAAGAGCAACAAGUGGGGCAUCGUCGAGGCGGCGCAGGCCCGCACGCGCGAGCUGCUCGCCUCGUACGCCGGCGGGCCCGUCGCCGCCAUCGAGACGAAAGACGAGGUCAUGGAGUCGCUGCGCGAGGCCCGCCUCGGCGAGCCCGACUCGUGGCGCCGCGUCAUCCAGGCCGUGCCGCUCGCCGAGCGCCAGUACCUGCAGGAGGUGCACGCCAUGCUCGACGGCUACCGCCGCAAGUGGGACGCCGACGGCCGCCCGCCCGAGGGCAGGGUCGCGUUUGUGUAUAAUUUCAGGACCGGGGCAAUGGUCAUGUAUGACUUGGGGCUUUAG
Molecule: messenger RNA, 4983 nt
Organism: Diplodia corticola
Lineage: Eukaryota; Fungi; Ascomycota; Dothideomycetes; Botryosphaeriales; Botryosphaeriaceae
Product: pek gcn2 protein kinase
Exons: 2
Coding region: 1-4983 (1660 amino acids)
Biological process (GO): DNA damage checkpoint signaling; regulation of translational initiation by eIF2 alpha phosphorylation
Molecular function (GO): protein binding; ATP binding; eukaryotic translation initiation factor 2alpha kinase activity
Source: RefSeq, a predicted model, not a curated record